Molecule: messenger RNA, 1734 nt
Organism: Lotus japonicus
Lineage: Eukaryota; Viridiplantae; Streptophyta; Magnoliopsida; Fabales; Fabaceae
Product: F-box protein At3g56470-like
Exons: 2
Coding region: 108-1511 (467 amino acids)
Molecular function (GO): protein binding
Source: RefSeq, a predicted model, not a curated record
GUUUCUGCUUCCGCUUACUUGUGAGCUUUUCUUUUGCAUGUGCCAGGUUUGCGAUUAUUCAUCUCUCGCUUGGUUUUUCCAUUUCCUUGAAGAUUUUCCCCAAAAGGAUGCGUCCAUUUCUGCUGGAAGCUAUCGUCAGAAGAAGUGUUGCCAAAAGGAUGAAAAUAAGAAAUAGAAAAAGAAAAUUGAAAAGGGGAUAUGCAGGUGGUUCAAGUACCCCUUAUUUUCUGUUGGAAGCUAUCAAGAGAAGGUUUAUUGCCAAACGCAGAAAAACAAGAUAUGGCAGAAAAAGAGAAUUGGAAAAUAAGUACUAUGUAGAUUGGUCCAGUCUCCCUCAGGGUGUACUUGAGAUGGUUGCUGAAAAGCUGAGUUUUAUUGAUUGUUUAUCCUUCAGCAAGGUUUGUAGGAGUUGGAAUUCUGUUCUUGGUGAAGAACUUCCUAAUUGGCAGAGCCAGAGGCAUGGGUUUCCUUGGCUUCUGGUAUCAGGUCAGCAGAACCAAGAGGUUAGAACUUGUAUCAGUAUAAUGGAGAAUCGUAUUUGGGAGUUGGAGUUACCAGAGGUGAAAGGAAAAUAUUGUUGGGGAUCAUUUCGUGAUUGGUUGAUAUUGGUGAAAAAUCUGGAUACUUUCCAACUUGAAGUUAACUUGUUGAAUCCAUUUUCAAGAAGUGAAGUUAGUCUUCCUACAAUGUGGAACUUUUACCAUAAAAUGGUGCUCUCAGGGCUUCCCUCUGAGAAUAACUUCAUUUGUAUGGUUCUACACAGCCAGCACCGGGAGCUGGCGUUUUGGAUUCCAGGGGCUCAAUCAUGGCGUAAACAUAAACUAAAAGGUGAACCUUUUGAGGACGCUGUAUUAUGUAAUGGAAGUUUUUAUCUCCUGGGUGAUGGAUUCAACAUAUGGCAAAUUGAUGUUAAAAGCAUCUACUCUAGCAUUAGUCAAGGGGAUUCUGAGAUAGAAAUGCAGUUUCAUGAAGUAAAAGGGCCUGAGAUACAGUUCCAAGAAGGGAUGCUAGUACAGGGUGAUGAUAACAGUCGAUUUUUAAAAUAUCUUGUGGAGUUCUCUGGGAAGCUUUUGCUUGUGCAUAGGUAUUUUAGCAACAAACCAGGUGUGGUACUCGAGACUCGAAAGUUCGAGGUUUAUUCAUUGGAUUAUUGUCAGCCAUCUUGGAAGAAGGUUGAGGAUUUGGGGGAUCAAAUGAUAUUUCUGGGAAAAUGCAGUUCAGCAUCCUUCUCUGCAAAGGAACUUGGAGUUGGAAUUAGCAACAGCAUAUAUUUCUGCAAUGAUCAAACUGCUCCUUGGUGGAAUGAGUGGGAUUCUGAUCAUUUCAAAGGGAUAUCACUUCGUCUUGGCUUAAAUAAGACUGAUGGAGGUCAUUGGGGAAAUUUCAGACUUUACAAUAUGGAUGGUGAGCCGUUUUUCUACCACGGUGAUAUACACAGUUGGGCAUAUACCUGGCUUACUGCACCUUCAUGGUGGUGUUACAGAAAUGUUCCUGUGAUAUCAACUAGAUAAUCUCAUUCCCCUAUGUUAGAAAUAGAUGCAAUGUGGACUUAUAGUUUUUGUCCUUAUUAGGAUGUUUGUAUUUUGAAAAGCUUAUAAUCAAUGUUCAAGAGAGCAUUUGAUUGAAAAGUUGUUGUGUAAAAAUUUCAGAAAAAUCAGAAGACACAUGAGCAGUCAGUGGACUUGGCUUCUUUUGGUAUUGCACAUCCUCUUAUGAUAUGUCUAUUUUGGUAAA